AUGGACGAUGAAACAAGACUAGAGGAGUUGUGGAAGACCUUUUUGCUUAUAGCUUCUCCAAAUUCAAAUAAAUCCAAUUCAUCCAUAAAGAGCUCUGCAUCUCUACCACCAGAUCUACAAACUCCAGCCAACCGUAAAUUAAUCACACGAGGAAGACGUUUCCGUCGCCGGCGUGCCUCUACAUCAGGAUUACCAGACACAAAGGGUGUUCAAAGUGUGUCACAACCCCGUCGAUUCAGAAGGCGACGGAAAGACCACAUUGCAAAAUUCCAUCCAGAUGUAGUGGGUGUUACAUUUUUGGAGAUUUCGCACGCCAAUAACUUACCACCAGAAAGAAACAUGACAAGAACAGGAUUUGAUAUGGACCCUUUUGUGGUGGUGUCUUUUGGUACCUCUACCUUCCGGACCAGUUCAAUUCGACAUAACCUCAAUCCAGUUUGGCAAGAAAAAUUAUUCUUCCACGUCCGGCACAAUGAAUCUGCCUAUCAUCUCAAGUUUGCCGUAUACGACAAAGAAAAGUUUACAGGAAACGAUCUUGUCGGCAGUGCUGUCAUGCCCAUCAUGGAUAUCAUUCGACAGUCUGCCGAAAAAAAGAAAUCGAUGAGCACUACAGAAAUGCCUGAUAAUUCGAUUCAUCAGGAUAUGGAUUUACACACGCUCACACUUCAUAUGGAGAACGAAGACAAAUGGAAAGAUAGAAACGCUACUCUCACAAUCCGUGCGAAAUUUGUACCGUAUGAUGAAAUGCGGAAGAUGUUUUGGAUUGCCUUGGCAAAAACUUAUGAUGUGGAGGGAAGUGGGACAAUGAGUCGCUUAGAAGUUCAGUCUAUGUUAGAAACCAUCGGAUCCACAAUUACAGAGGCUACUCUAGAUUCGUUCUGGCGUAAGCAUGGCAGGGAUCCGACAAAUGAAGCAGACGAACUUCCACUUGAAGACUUGGUAGAAUGUUUCGAAUCCCAUAUGCUGGCUGCCAACGAACAUCCUUCGACUGCAGCGGAAUUAGACCCAAGUUCCACAGAGAAAGAAAGCAGCGAAGACAAUAAAGAGACAGACGAUUGUUUUCUUUCCUCGUACUCGGAUGAAGGUGGAUCCGAAGACGAUGAUGACGACGAAGACGACGAGGACGAUAUCGAUGAAGAUGUAGAAGUAAUUGGACAAUGUGAAAAGGUCAUUCGAUUAUCUGAGUGUCCUAUUUGUCAUCGAUCAAAUCUCUCAAAACGAGCCCAAAUGGAUAUUGUGGCUCAUGUAGCUACUUGUGCUGCAAACGACUGGACUACUGUCGACAGAUUUCUUAUGGGUAAUUUCCUUACCGAAGCAUACGCACAAAGAAGAUGGUUUAUAAAACUAGUUAGUAAGGUGGGAUAUGGAAAGUACUCCCUUGGCACAAAUAAUGCCAAUAUUAUCGUCCAAGACCGUCGAACGGGACAAUUGAUUGAAGAAAGAAUGAGUGUCUACAUCCGUCUUGGCAUGCGAUUGGUCUAUAAAGGCACGAAUACAGGAAUUCAGUCAAAAACAGCUCAGCGUAUCUUAACCAACAUGACCUUACGUCAGGGCCGCCGAUUCGAUGCGCCUAUCUCAGUACGGGAAAUACCCGCAUUCAUAAAAUUCCACAAGAUUGACAUGUCUGAGGUCCUCCAGCCUCUCAGUUCGUUCAAUUCCUUCAACGAAUUCUUCUACAGAGUCCUAAAGCCUAACUCUCGUCCCUGCGACUCGCCUGACAAUCCAGAUGUUGCAGUCAGUCCGGCCGACUGUCGUAUGAUGGCAUUCGGAACGGUAGAUGAUGCUACUCGUCUUUGGAUCAAAGGAAUCGAGUUUAGUUUGUCCAAGUUACUAGAUGAUCCAAACGCACAGAUCACAUUUGGAGGCGGAUCUCUCGCUGUCUUCCGAUUGGCUCCCCAAGACUACCACCGAUUCCAUUCUCCCGUAGAUGGUACUAUUACAAGCAUUCGCUAUGUAGCAGGUCAAUACUAUACUGUCAAUCCUAUUGCAGUGCGCACAACAUUGGAUGUAUUUGGUGAGAAUGCUCGAGCCGUUGUAUCUAUUGAUUCUGAGCGAUUUGGAAAGGUCUCUGUUGUCUGUGUGGGCGCCAUGAUGGUUGGUUCCAUCAUAAUCACGGCCAAGGUUGGUAUGAAGCUUUCAAGAACGGACGAGCUUGGAUACUUUGCCUUUGGAGGCAGUACUUUGGUAGUAAUCUGGCAAAAGGACGUGAUUGAGUUGGACAAAGAUCUCAUUAACAAUUCAAAAAACACAAUGGAAACAUUGGUGCGUGUUGGUAAUCAUAUUGGUACACGCCGUCCUUCCGCUACAUCUCAAAUAUGCCAAUAG
This is a messenger RNA of Phycomyces blakesleeanus NRRL 1555(-), 2325 nucleotides long. RefSeq lists its product as hypothetical. NCBI's taxonomy places the organism in Eukaryota, Fungi, Mucoromycota, Mucoromycetes, Mucorales, Phycomycetaceae. Gene Ontology annotation, biological process: phospholipid biosynthetic process. The transcript has 8 exons. Bases 1 to 2325 code for a protein of 774 amino acids. Gene Ontology annotation, molecular function: calcium ion binding; phosphatidylserine decarboxylase activity. The record is from RefSeq and is a predicted model, not a curated record.